CAUAAACAAUUUAAAUCAAUUAUCUGCACAGCGGCCGUCGUAGCAGUUCGCUUAUUGACAGCACAGUUGUUAUUCUGCAGUUUUUAUUAGUUUUUUUAGCAACAUUCAAACGGUCUUGGAGACUUUGGACUAAACUCGCAACAGACUUUUCCAUUUGCAUGAGACUUGAUUUGGACUCGCCACAGCCGAUGUGACACCCGUGGGGAGAGUCGAGACCUGAUUUUCACUUUCCCUGAUUGCCUCACACCUUUUCUUUUCAGCAUCUCCCCAUCACAUCACCUUUAGAUUAACUUCCCGACAGAGAGCCUUCUGUGUUAAAUCUACGACGUUACAUUUGGACAUUUCCUGAAGGAGCUAAAGCGCAUCUAUCUCCACAAGGUUUGUUGUCCAGCCCCGGAAACCUUCAACAUGGGAAUCCGUUCUCGUGUCAAUCACUCAGCACUCGGCACUCACCCGGCUUUGUCAACAUGCUUCGACUGGAUAAUACUUUUUAAUCUCUUGAGAUCAAAAACACUUGAAGUGACGGGACAGAAUGUUCCUCAGCGUGCACAAGGACCCGAGUUGAGAGCUUAAGGACGUCGGGCCGACAUUAAUACUUCACAGUUUGACGGAGGUCAAAGGUCGAGAAGAAAACAAUCACAAAUCAACAUCUCAUCAGCGAGAUGGCGGAGCCGGCAGCUGCUGGCCCACUUUGUGCUCCGUUCCACAGAGAUGUGGUCCUUUCAGAGAGGAAACCCGGGCGUAUCCCUCCGCCAGGUGCGUCCGCAGCGCAGUGUAUCCCUCCGCCAGGUGCGUCCGCAGUGACCACUGCUGCCAGGUGGGACUGAAGUAACCCAACCACGAUCGGCUCGGCCCUCACACACUCAGGAGGGUGUGAGCGGGCCGCCAGUAGUAAAGUGAGGAGUCAAUGGUGGACUAGAACCGUUAACCUGUAUCGGAAUGUAAGAUUAACAUCACUUGAGUCCACUCGCGGAGAUAAAUAGGAGUAAACGGAAGAUGAAAGGAGGUUAAGGCGCCGGCCAGUCGGCUGAGGAGCUUUCACGGGGCUUCUAAAGCUGUUUCACAUCAUCUGAGAACCCCUCUCUCGGGACUCCAGGCGGUUGAAGUGGAAUCGGACCCCCGGAGCGAGCCAGAUGCGGAGGUCUACGCGGUUUGACUGGAUGCCUUUGGGCCACGCUGUCCUACACUGCAAAGUAAGCGUAAUAAAGAAUCAAAGCGCUUCCUUUAUGAACAAUAUCAAAUCAAGUGUAAAAUACGAUGCGUCUUUGAAACCAAGGAAGCUGCAACAGGAAUUCAAGACCCCCUGUUGUGUUUUCUUUCUGUCUAUCCUCUGAGGACAAACUGCCAUGUCUCAGCAGUGUGUCUGCCUCUGACUCAAGAGGGGGAGAGGGGGGGAGGGGGGGGAGUGCAUGUGGUGCUGAUGCUGCGUGCCCGCAUCUGAGCCAAAUAAGAAAAAAAAGCCCCUCUGGAAGACCAAUCAGCGCGCUCAUCAGACUCCACCAUCCCUCUCGCUCCCUCUCUCCCUCUCUCUCCCCGCAAAGCACUUGUUCGCGCACGGUCUCCCUCGCACUCUUCCUCCCUUCCUCGCCUCCGACAGGAAGAUGGUACCGCGCACAGUGCGCCCCGCACCGGAACCGAAGGCGUCGCUCACCGACUCGCUGCGGGACUUCUGAACUCUCCACCAUGCCCGGUUACGCGCGGCUCGCGCUGGUGCUGCUGUGCCUGGUGGCUCUCGGGGAGUGCAGGAGGCACAGAAGCAGGAAAAAGCGGUGGUCCGCGCCGGCGGACACUCACAAGCCCGGCAGCCCUCUUUCCAAGAAGGUCUCGGAUGGAACAAAGUCGAAAAAGGUGAAGACCAGCCACCUCCUGCGCAUAGACGAGCACGACUUCACCAUGAGGCCCGCCUUCGCAGGUCCGGCCGUCCCCGUCGGAGUGGACGUUCAGGUGGAGAGCUUGGACAGCAUAUCGGAGGUGGACAUGGACUUCACCAUGACCCUGUAUCUGAGGCACUACUGGAAGGACGAGAGGCUGGCCUUCCCGAGCGCCACCAACAAGAGCAUGACCUUUGACGGGCGCCUGGUGAAGAAGAUCUGGGUGCCCGACGUGUUCUUCGUCCACUCCAAGAGGUCUUUCAUCCACGACACCACCACUGAAAACAUCAUGCUGCGAGUGUUCCCCGACGGCCACGUCCUGUACAGCCUGAGGGUUACAGUGACUGCUGCAUGCAACAUGGAUUUCAGUCGUUUCCCUUUGGACUCACAGACGUGCACGCUGGAACUGGAGAGCUAUGCGUACACAGACGAAGACCUGAUGCUCUACUGGAAGAGCGGCGACGAGUCGCUGAGCACCGACGACAGGAUUUCUCUGUCCCAGUUCCUCAUCCAGAAGUUCCACACUACCUCCAGGCUGGCCUUCUACAGCAGCACAGGCUGGUACAACCGUCUGUACAUCAACUUCACUCUGCGGCGUCACAUCUUCUUCUUCCUGCUGCAGACCUACUUCCCCGCCACCCUGAUGGUCAUGCUGUCCUGGGUGUCCUUCUGGAUCGACCGCAGGGCCGUCCCCGCCAGAGUCUCAUUAGGUAUCACCACGGUGCUCACCAUGUCCACCAUCAUCACCGGAGUCAACGCCUCCAUGCCCAGGGUGUCCUACAUCAAGGCCGUGGACAUUUACCUGUGGGUCAGCUUCGUCUUCGUCUUCCUCUCCGUGCUCGAGUACGCUGCCGUCAACUACCUGACGACGGUGAGGGACGGUAAAGACCGCAAGCUCAGAGAGAAAGCCAGGCAACAGUCGGCAGCUCAGACGCUCCCCUGCACCUGCGGCAUGUCCCACGCCAGGACCAUGAUGAUGGACGGCACGUACAGCGAGGCCGACGCCAACAGCCUGGCGGGGUACACGCGGGGCUCCAUCGUGCCCGAGGACUCCUCCGAAAAGCAGGAGCGCAUGGUGGUGCGCCUCUCCAUGGACAACGAGGCCGCGGGGACCAAGAAGAAGGGCCUCCGAGGCUUCCGGAUCAUCCAGAACACCCACGCCAUCGACACCUACUCUCGCAUGAUCUUCCCCGGCGCCUACAUCCUGUUCAACCUGGUCUACUGGUGCGUGUACUGCUGAGCCUGGAGCAUUGGAGGCGAAGCGGGACAGAAAACGGAGGAAUCCUUUUGGUCACCUGAGAAGAUGGAGGUGGGGAUUGGGAGGGGGGGGGCAGCUGUUUCUACUCUGCACGUUCAGGUGAAGCGACGUGGAUGGUAAAAGCAUCUCAGAGGCUUCCGAGUGUGAAUAUCUCAAAAACUGUGGCCCGCGUGUCCCGGCGGGACGGGACCACUUUUUUUCUCCUGCUUUACAUGAUUACAUCACGAGCUCAUUCUUGUUCAAUCCCCAUUCAAUCGAGAAGAGAAGAGGGACGUUUCCCAGCUCGAAUCCAGCGGCUUACGGAAUCCAUUAGAUACAUUCUUGUCCAAAAGGGUUUAAGUCCACAAAGGUGAAAACAGUUCUGACUCUUUGUAUCUCACUAUUCUUUUCAUGAAUAAAUGUUGUGCAGUUUGAAUAAUGGAAACUGCUGGCCACGAUAAGCUUUCAAAAGACAUUUAAGCGCAAGAGAAAAAAUAACUGUUUUAGGAUUAUAGAGCCUCCCCCCACCUCGAAAUCUGCUUACUAUUAAAAAGCCAGACCCCAAAAAGAAAAGUGACACCAUACGAAUGUUUUAAAGCGUUUGUUGCCAAUCUUCCAUUUGUCUGCAGCUUUUUUUAAUAUAUCAUUUAUGGACACUUUGGCAUUAAAGCCCAGAGGCUCUGAAAGCGAUAAAGGCUGCGCGUCGCUUGAUGCUCCUGUGACGCACGGUCAGAACCAGCAGUGUUAUUGGAAAAAAUGCUGCACAUUAUACGUCUUUUUGUAUAUUACCCAUAAAAUACUAUGAUAAAAAAAUGAAAGUUUAGCUUAUUCGUUAUGUGAAAUUGGUGUCAUGCAAAUCCAUCACUCUGUUGAAGUGUGGACUGGUGGACAGAAGUAGUGACAGCUGAUGUGACCUCUAGCCGGCCAAGUUCGUCACUUUAACCAGUCGCGUGUUUAUUAAUCAAUAGCUAUUAUUCUUUUGUACAUUAUCAUCCUGUAUCUGGAAUAAAUUAAAUUUGACGCUGAAAAAUCGAAACAGGCUCGGAGCAAAGGAGCAGAGCCUCUUCGGGAGCCAACGUCGACGCCACGCUACUGGAGACCCACAAUGCAUUGCUGGAGCCUUCGGAGCGAAGGGAGACCCGGGAGAACUAGAACCAGGACUGGGAGGGCCCUGGUGCACAGAAACACUACCACUUCUGUCCACAGGGGGCGGCAGACUCACAGUUCACUACCGAACAUUGAAGUAAAAUGUACAUUUCUUUGUAAUGUUUCGUUCAUAAUGUGAAGGAAUGGUAGUUGACCGGUCUGGAAUAAGACUAAUGAUGCUUCACAUCGAGCUGAAAAACAAACCAUGGACAAACAACCCCAAAAAGUUUCCGCUAUUGUGUUAGCUGACAGUUGGCUACUUACACAAUUGGUAGAAAACGAUCAACAUUAAUGUGGUUUUGGACGACACAAACAAUAUUAGUCAAAUUGUAUUCUCCUGAGAAAUAGCUGUUUAAUGGAGCGCGGCGCGUCGGUGUUGUGGCUAUUUUAAGUGGCGGAGCUUUGCACAUCUGUCCAACUGAGACUAUUGGACUAUUAGCUCUGACUGCGAGUCAACGCUUUGUUCAAACCAGCCAGACUUCUCUGAACACGCUGUUUCUUCAAGAUAAGACUUAAGAUAAAAGUAAGAAGAGCAGAUUAUUUUGGCUGUCGUUUCCUCUGUAACUUUGGGAUCUCAGUAACAGAGACGUCCAGAGCAGAUGGCUAAUGAGGCAGUAAGUGUGUUAAAUACCAGGCUGUCUUCCCUUAACAGCACCACAGAAACAAAUUUAAAGUCUCGGUAAAUGCUAUGUAUUUCUCGUGGACUACUGUUGACAUUUACGAUGAUUCAAGCGAAGCCGGGAUUAAACCGGAUCCUCCUACCGUAUGGGGUCGUUAAAAGCACUCCACACCCCUGUUGCUCAGUGAAAGUCUUUUCUUUAUUCAUGUAUUUACAGCAUCUUCAUUCACUAACUUUUUUUGGAGUUUGAUAUUUAUUCAUCUAUCUUUAGUGCAGCGAUGGAUCCAUAUGCCUAUAGACCUUAAGUUGGCAAAGAUGCACAAAACGGGGCUUUUACAGAAACGGCUUGAUGCACGCUGCAGGAGAGCAUGUGUAUUUCUUUGAAAGGACUUCAUAACACAGGAAGCUUUACUUGUGAUUUGACCGCCUUAACUCUUUUUUUUUUGUAUACACCAACAUGUGUUUUUGUUUGUUUUAUUAAUUUAUUCGUUGCGUAAAAUGAGUGACUGCGUAGUUUGUUUUGGAGUUUUCUGAUCACAAAGCAGUGUUUCUAAAGCAGAUUCCACCUAGGACGGAAUACAACAUUCUAAAUCAGUUGUUUGAUGUUUUGUGAAAUGAACAAGGCGAGAAAAUGUAAAUUAUACAUCAAACAGAAAUGUACAAGAGAAACCUGACUAGAGGCCGCAAGUGAACACGAAGUCAGAGCAAUAGACUCCUUUUCUGUAAAAAGACAGGAGGUCGCUUCUGGAUGGAGCGUAGAUGGAGGCAGAACAAUGUUCUCUUAAACCAUCGUGGCAGCUUGUGUAGCUCCAGCUUUGGCUAGUUAGCCAACUAGUUUGUCCAGCUCCAGAACUUGUCAGUUAGUUAACUAGCUUGUAUAUUUCCAGGACUUGCUAGUUAGCCUACUAGCUUGUAUAUCUUCUGUACCUGAUAGUUAGCUUACUAGCUCGUCCAUCUUCAGACCUGUAGCACGUGAAGUAGCCAGACUGCUAGUUAGCUUGCUAACUCUUCUAAUCUACUGGGGUACAGCAAAUAAUCAUCCAUUUAAUAGUUAAACCUAUUAGUAAUAUUACUAUACUUCUCUCUUUAAAUGUAGGUAUGUAGUUGUGACGUCUGAGAUGGUUUAAACCAUGAGAAACUAUUUUAUGGCGAGCUGGCGAACCACCUGUUUGACCUUGGCACAGAUAUGAGAGCGGUAAUAACUUUGAGAAAAAAACAAACAUGUUUUGCAAUAUGUCAAACUACUCUUUUAAACCAAGGUUGGCACUUGCUUAGUAAUCUUUUCAGUAACCGACAAUGCGCUUCAGCUUCAAGGCAAACAUCACUUGCCACAACUAAAGGCUAUUUUCUUUUUUUUAAAUGUAUUACAGGUACAUAUUAUUUUGAAAAGAAACUCCCAUAACAGCAAAUUUAGAAAAAAAAAAAAAAAGAAGCUCGCUUGCGGAUCCGUCUUCUUCUAAACUUUCAUCCCUUUCACUUCAUCUUCAGAAAAAAAAAAAUUCAGAAUGUAAUGCUCUCACGGCAAAUUUCAUAAAUAAAGACUUUCUUUCACACGUUUAAA
This is a messenger RNA of Gasterosteus aculeatus aculeatus (three-spined stickleback), 6434 nucleotides long. Its product is annotated as gamma-aminobutyric acid receptor subunit rho-2. Gene Ontology annotation, molecular function: extracellular ligand-gated monoatomic ion channel activity; GABA-A receptor activity. Gene Ontology annotation, cellular component: membrane. NCBI's taxonomy places the organism in Eukaryota, Metazoa, Chordata, Actinopteri, Perciformes, Gasterosteidae. Gene Ontology annotation, biological process: monoatomic ion transmembrane transport. The record is from RefSeq and is a predicted model, not a curated record.